AUGACAUCUUCGUCCUCGAAUGUUGUUGGGGUACACUACCGAGUGGGGAAAAAAAUUGGCGAAGGUUCCUUCGGUGUAAUUUUCGAAGGAACGAACCUAUUGAACAACCAACAGGUUGCUAUCAAGUUUGAACCUCGGAAGAGCGAUGCUCCCCAACUUCGAGAUGAGUACCGUACGUACAAGAUCCUCGUCGGAUGCCCGGGCAUCCCCAAUGUUUAUUACUUUGGGCAAGAGGGUCUGCAUAACAUUCUUGUUAUCGACCUUCUAGGUCCCAGCUUGGAAGAUCUUUUUGAUCACUGUAAUCGAAGAUUUUCGAUAAAAACGGUUGUAAUGGUUGCAAAACAAAUGCUUUCGAGAGUUCAAACAAUCCACGAAAAGAACCUAAUCUAUAGAGACAUCAAACCGGACAACUUCCUCAUUGGCAAACCCAACUCAAAAGCAUCUAGUGUGAUUCAUGUCGUCGACUUUGGAAUGGCAAAGCAAUACCGGGACCCAAAAACAAAGCAGCAUAUACCUUACCGAGAACGCAAGUCUUUGUCAGGCACCGCUCGUUAUAUGAGCAUAAACACCCACCUUGGUAGAGAACAAUCCCGUCGAGACGACCUAGAGGCUCUAGGACAUGUGUUUAUGUACUUUUUGCGAGGUGGUUUACCAUGGCAAGGCCUCAAGGCUGCCACAAACAAACAAAAAUACGAAAAAAUUGGAGAGAAAAAACAGACAACUGCUGUUAAAGAUCUGUGCGAAGGAUAUCCUGAUGAAUUUAAUAAGUAUCUCAGCUACGUCCGAAACCUUGGUUUUGAGGACACCCCCGAUUACGACUACUUGCGUGAGCUUUUCACACAAGCUCUGAAAAACACUGGUGAAGUAGAAGAUGGAGAGUAUGACUGGAUGAAGCUGAAUGGAGGCCGGGGUUGGGAAGCUUCUAAGAGUUACCCUUCUCAGCAUCAUUUGCACACUGGCAAUGCACUGCCAAAUUCAUCCGCUAGGGAAAUUCAUGGAGCUUCAGCGGCAAGAGGCCCUCAUCCUCAAAGACCCGGAAUUACCGCUGACCGUUUAAACGCCGCGCAGCCCCCGCCCCCAUCCCCUGCGAAGCCAGGAGCUGGGAAGCAAGCGCGCGAGCGGCCAAGCGCCUCAGGCGUGCCGCAAGUCAAGCGUCAGAACGGAGCGGCGGGGGCUUUCGAUACAACAGGAGCUUCAACACAGGCCCAAUUUCAAAACUCCAACGCAAAUCUUCCAGGGCGGGUCAGCAACCCUAUGACCAGUACAAUGAGUCCUCAGGCCCAACAAACAGCGCGGAGGACACCCGAGACUGAGCCUACGUUCAUGCAAAAGGUGAUGAAGACUUUGUGCUGUGGUCAGCUGAAACCCCGAAGCAUUCCACGAUUGCAAAGCACCGAUUGA
This is a messenger RNA of Ophidiomyces ophidiicola, 1401 nucleotides long. It is a transcript of the gene YCK2, whose product is annotated as Palmitoylated plasma membrane-bound casein kinase. The record is from RefSeq and is a predicted model, not a curated record. Gene Ontology annotation, biological process: peptidyl-serine phosphorylation; endocytosis; signal transduction. Gene Ontology annotation, cellular component: cytoplasm; nucleus. The transcript is spliced from 6 exons. The coding region runs from base 1 to 1401 and encodes 466 amino acids. Gene Ontology annotation, molecular function: ATP binding; protein serine/threonine kinase activity. Lineage: Eukaryota; Fungi; Ascomycota; Eurotiomycetes; Onygenales; Onygenaceae.